AGAUACCAAUGCCGUUUCUAGAUUUCUCAUUUUAUUUUCUUACUUUCUUGUAAUUUUAUCAUUUAUUAUUGUAAUACAUACCUAGUUGUAACACGCAGAACGUAGACGUUACAUUAUCUGAAAAUUUAAGUCAUUCAGCCUUCUUUAUUUCCCAGAACAUAAAAACCACAUAUUGUUGUUCUUCGUGCCGUGUAGUACCGUGUUCUGGUGUGCAAGUCUGUUGCCAUAAAUUCCAGUUUUGUGAAAAAAAAUGCGCUGCUCUAACUCUAAAAACUAUUUUCUUACCAUUCGAAUAACGACGAAGUCAUGACACUUAAAAUUAUUACUUUAUCUAUCUGAAAAUACCACAAGACGUAAGUAGAUGCAUAUAUCAGAAUAAUUUAUUUCCCACUUUAUCAUCCGAUGCUCAUCAAUCAGAUAAAGAUAAAUCGUAUUCAGAUAAAAAUUCAAUGUUGCUAUGCUAAAAUAUUGUCUACACAAGUCAUUUGCAUUCGGGCAACACCUAUGUUUUCUCUGGAGAUAAAUCAUCUGCAUUAAAACCUGAAAUGCUGCAUUGCAUCUAAUUUUGUAGUAAAUAUAGACCUACCUAAUGAAGGAGCCACGAAAAAUGUUAAACUACGUCUUCGUUUCGACAAAAUUAAAAAUACUUACGUCUCACUGUACUUGUCAAGGUUCCUAAAUAUCCUAAAACCAUUUCAAUUUCUUAGGUAGAUGACUAGAUGUGAUAAACUAUUGUUAAAUAAAGCUCUGACUCAAGCGUUAAGAUCUCCAGAAGAGACCAACAAAUUUAAUUAGUAUUCCACACAGGUUAGUCAGGAAAAGAUGGUAGAAUAUUAUGAUGUUUCAGUUUUUAAAUUAUAAGUCACUGUUGUUAUAAUGUAUACCAGUUUUAAAUGUAUUUAUUUAAUUUGUUGCAGGUACAACAAGUUCAAAAUAGCCCAUGUCACUGAUUCCUCGACGCAGAGGUAACGUUCACGCCAAUCUUACGAUUUACUAGACUUAAAUUUUCAAAAAUUUCUACAGUAAACAUUGCUCAGACACGUUACCAACACCAUGUAACUCACUAAAUAUAUUUGUCUAAUCUUCAUUUAUUUUCUUAUAUUUUUAACGCCAUCUAAACUUUAUUUUUAGGUUAUAUUUCGACUAUUUUUACCUAGAGUAAGCACUACUACAUUAUUUGUAGCGCCUUCAUCGAUGCCAUUGUACAGUUUAGCUUCAAGAGGUCACUGGACACUCCGAACACAUUCUCGAUAGCUUCAAUCAUUCUUUUGUCUAAGUUGAAUCGAACACUUUCAACACGUUCGACAUCCGCAGCACGACUGCCGCGAAAUUCAUUCAACAGGCCAACAGGAUGUGGGCGGGGCGUGCGGGACGCGGCGUCAUUGGGCGAACGCGCGACUCGCAGUGAUGGCCGCCGUCGCAUUCAACCAAUGAGCGGCGCGCGAGCCGAACGCGCGUCCGUCCGGCGAACGUGCGACGUUGCCAGCUUUUACCAGAAAAAAAAAAUACCAGAUUCGACCUUCUUAGGACCCCCGGUUUUUUUUUGUUUGGCCGCGUUAUCAUUCGGGAACGUGUAUUGAGGUCCUUAUCCGUUUGUGAGAUGGUUCUGCGCAGGUGGAUGUGUUGUGUUGUGUUAUAGUUUAUUAUGGUGUGGUCCACGCAAACUGGCGAAGUGUUGAUUGACAUCGUAACGAGGCCCGGGCAAACGGAUCACGGGCACGGCGGCGGCGCGCUGGCGUACGGCGGGAAGCCGGCGGCGGGGGGUGUGGUGGCGCCGCCGCAACCCAGACCACCUCCCGCAGCACCCUAUGCCCCACAACCUUACGCCCCAGCACAGCUGCGCCUGCACCAGCCAGGAUAUGGAUCAGCGCCAUUAUCAUACAGGGACAGUAGUUACGUCCGCGGCGGCGGUGCGGUGGGGUCGGUGGGGGGAGUGGGGUACCGCGGCGGCCGAGUGUCCCUGCUCGGCGCCGGCGCGGCCUACCUCCCCCCGCCCGCGCCCGCAGCGCACCACCCGCCCCCCGCUGACCCUCCGCCUUUCAAGAAAAUCAGGCUCACAGCUGAACGGACACCGCUACCACAUCACCAGCCGCUUAGGGUUGAUACUAGGGUCAGUAUCUUUUAUAAUCCAUGA
This is a messenger RNA of Spodoptera litura, 2134 nucleotides long. Lineage: Eukaryota; Metazoa; Arthropoda; Insecta; Lepidoptera; Noctuidae. The record is from RefSeq and is a predicted model, not a curated record.